Molecule: messenger RNA, 7032 nt
Organism: Plectropomus leopardus (leopard coralgrouper)
Lineage: Eukaryota; Metazoa; Chordata; Actinopteri; Perciformes; Serranidae
Gene: bahd1
Product: bromo adjacent homology domain containing 1
Biological process (GO): negative regulation of DNA-templated transcription; heterochromatin formation
Cellular component (GO): chromatin silencing complex
Molecular function (GO): transcription cis-regulatory region binding; chromatin binding
Source: RefSeq, a predicted model, not a curated record
CGGCGCGUCCGUGGCCCUUUAAGAAACUCCAUGUUUUCGCUACAUGAUGCGUCAACAUAAAAAAGCGGAUGAUGCUGUUAUGUAAAAACACGCUGAAGUGAGCCGUAGUUUGCAGGGAGCUCGCUGAAUGCUUCUUACGCCUCACUUCGUCUCCUUAACCGGGAUUGUGCUUUAAAGUGAACCGACUGGUGGUUUUUACGCGCAGCGCACGGAGCAGUUGGGAGUUAAGAAGAAGAAGAAAAAGGCUUCAGCCGAGCAACUCAACAUGAGUCGCCCUCCACUCUGUUUUCCUCCUUCACUUGCGGGAAGCGUACACCUGACGCAUCACUCUCGUGCCCUGUGGAAGUGAUCUUCUGUAAAAUCGGGUUAUUUUCAGUGUGCAAAGCGAAAAAAAAGCAACAACCUUCAGCUCUGAUCGCUUCUCGGGCUAAACUGAAAGUGUCAGGACCGGACAGGAUCGAGCUCCGGGCUGGAGCAAUGUGUCAGCUAUAGACACACAGACAGAUCUUUCCUUGUUGGUGCUGAUUUGUGAACCCGAGAGGAAACUUUUGCGGAUCUAUGUCACUUCUUCCUCCGCUCCAGUCGUCUGAUAUCGGUUAAACGAGAUUGUAUGGACCCAGGUGAUGAUCCAUGAUGGUGCUCGCUGAAGGGUCUCUCUGAGCUGAAAUCCACUAUCGUAGCACACCGUUGAUGAAGAGGACGUGGCGGAUCUGCUCCCGGACGCUGAGACCAUGGUGAAAGCUCAGCGGAGCCAGUCUGUGAAAUGCGGGAAGCCAGGGAAGGAGAAGAGAAACAAGGCGAAAGGAGGAGGUGUGAAAAAAGGGAAAGAGAGAAAGAAUGAGUUGAGAGAAAGGAAAAAGAAGGAUAAGAAAGAACCACAUCGACAAAGAAAGAAGACACUGGUAGUGGGUGAUGGAGAUGCGCUGGACUGUUGCGUCCUGCUCACCCGUCUGGAGGAGAAAGGAGUUAUGGGUAAAGAAAAGGAUGCACUAAAAGCUGGACAACAAAAGGCGGGUAAAGUCAAGAAGAAGCUGCACUCCAGCUCCAGUCACAGAAGGACCAAAUCUGGACUUAAGAAAACUUCUGCAGCCAAUCAGCAAGCACUGGAGCCAAAAAUCAACCAAUCUGACGCCUUACUCAUGUUUCCUGUCUUUGAACCUCGCAGGCGGAGAAUUGCUUCUCUCAAUGCUGAGGCUGUCAACAGCUUGCUGCUCUACAGGGACGAUUCUCUCGCAUCAAAUCUCACAAAGAAACGGCAGCCUUUUAAUGAAGACAAAGCUAAAGAUAGUCUCACUAAAACUGAACAUAGAGGUCAUAAAACCAAAAAGGUUCCUCCAGGAGGGAAAGCAGACCCAAAAGAAAGACCUAAAAAACAGAGGCGGUCAGCAGCGGAGGCUCAGAACAUCGACUGGUUGGCUUUGUUUGCCCCAACGCCUCGGCGUCAGGCAGGCCUCACUGCUGCAACACUGCUCAAACUCACCAGCGCCCAAUAUGGAAACAAACGGCAGAAGAAGACAGAGUCCAAGCCGGGGAGCGGGAGUGACGCAGCAGCUACGACUCAGGAUGAGAUUAGCGGUAAGACAGUGUGUGGAGACACAACGCUGACCAAAAGAACAACACAUCCCAAGCACGAGGACCAACUGAAGCACAUAAAACAGGGUACAGAGGAUCAUUCCCAGCUGGACGCCACCACCCAGGGUUGCUGUAGUUUGUGCAAAAGCGAGGCUUUGGAUCCGGAGUGGAAGGGCGACACAGGAGGCCCCGAGUUCCUCAGAUGUGAGCUCCAUCGUGGCUCUUCACUGGGAUUCUCCUUGAAAACAAUCAAAGAGGAGCAGGUGGAGGCCGAGGUGUCUUCCUGCUACUGCUGCUCCCAGGAGAGGUGCGUCGAGUACUGUCACAGACUGGCCCUCUUCCUGGAGGACAAGACCUUCAAGGAACCGGAGGACGGCUCGCUGUCCGAGGUGUUCCACCACCACCAUCACCACCACCAUCACCAUCACCACCAUCUCCAGUCCCCUCACUCUGUAACCCAUCCGGCAUCCAUCACCAUCAGCCCGCACACGUACACAUGUUUCCCCGGCUACUACGUCCACUUUAGCCACCCGGACACCUCCCCCUCUCCCAUAUCACCCCUCGCUUUGUGCCCAAAGAGCGGCAAGAGGCCCAAGCUGCUCCCCAGCGCCGGUCCGCAGCCCUCAGGGAUUACCCAUCCAGUGUACUGCUGCACCUCAGUGGAGGCGUGCUACGGAGAGCCCUGCAGGAUCAACGGCUACUCCUCCUACACCAGUGUGAUUCCAGCCAUCGCCAGAGGAGGGUGCUCCUUCAGCACCGCAGACUGCACCAAAUGUAACCACGGCAUCAAAAGAGACGACUACCCAUCCACGCUCAAUGACCAUCACAGUCCCUCCUCCAUCCCCAUCUGUCCCAGCCCCAGAACCCUCACUGGCUGCCCCGUUCCUACUGUGCCUCCAGCCGGCCAAUCAGUGCCCCACGUUCAGACCCCGCUGUCCGACCCCAGCCAACCGCAGCCUCCGCUGCAGGUGGCGAAGGAGUGUCCACAGAGUGCCAAGUCGCCCAGCGGGUCGAGGUCUGGCGCACGCGGCACCGGCAGCAUCAGCUCGGCUGUCUGCCCUCUCAACAGGGACAAGAAGCAGAAGCUCGGCUCUGCUAGCGUCGGAGGCCGAACGGUUGCCAAGCAGCCAAAGAACGGACGCCAGAAAUCCACCAACGGCUGGCGGCCAGUUGGCCUGCCCUUUCAGAAGGAGGUUUUCUCUGUGGGAGAGGAGGCUCUGGUGCUGAGGACGUGUUUCGAGGGAGUCCAGAGGGACGGAGAGCUGAUUCGGGUCAGAGACACUGUUCUGCUGAAAUCUGGACCUAGAAAGAAGUCUCUGCCUUACGUGGCCAAGAUCUCGUCUCUGUGGGAAGAGCCAGAGUCAGGAGAGCUGAUGAUGAGUUUGUUUUGGUACUACCGUCCAGAACACACACAGGGAGGACGCAACCCCAGUGUGCAUUGUGAGAAUGAGAUCUUUGCGUCUCGUCACCAGGAUGUGAACAGUGUGGCCUGUAUUGAAGACAAAUGCUAUGUCCUAACACUGGCACAGUAUUGUCGAUUUUGUGCCUUGGUAAAACGCCGUAGGGAGGGCGUGCGCGACUGCGCCGCCUCCCUUAUGGUGCCACCUGUUGUCGGCAACGCCAUGCCCACCCACCACUGUGUGCCCGAUGACGUCGACCCAGAGCUGGUGUUUUUCUGUCGACACGUCUACGAUUUCCGCUACGGACGCCUCCUCAAGAACCUGCAGUAGCAUCUGACGGGGGUGACACAUACAUGCUACAUGGGCCGUGAGAUAACAUUUUACAUCCUCCACAACUUUAAUUAGCUACAUACCUACCUGCUGCCUGCGUGACAGGAACUGGAAGUUUAGGAUGAAGGACUGAGAGAUGAGCUUCUUUUGUUCAUAUUUAACAUGCCACACAUUUAUUUAGUCAGAGUAAUGGCUUGACAUAUUGUAUAAGAGUUAUUAUGGCAGUGUAAUAAUGGUCUUUAUCAUACAUGGCUCUGUGGUGUCGUAGCAGCUGUGUGAAGAACCUGGAACGUACUCUGCUGUAGAAAAAUGCUACUGUAGCUCUUAGAAAUGUGACAUUUGAUAGAUAUGAAGACAGGUUGAUGUAAUGUGUGAAUUGUGUUACUGUCUGCCUGACAGAUAUCAGACACUCAGUGUGUCUAAGUGAUACGCCAUAACUAAAGAGAACUGGAGGCAUAUCGUGCCGUAUCGGUCCUUGAGAAGAAACAGAGAGAUUUGUGAGACGCUGAAGAUUCAAUCACAUUUGUCCUAAGAUUUCUCUGCAAGUCAGUUUUACAAAGAAGCUCCAGAGUGAACAUCUGUGCUCAAGAUGUUUUUAAGGAAUCAUUUUGGGGAAACAUGCUUUUUGCUUUCUUUUCAAAAAUUAGAUAAGAUGAUCGAUACCACUUUUAUGCUGAUAUGGUAAAUAUGAACCUAUGGCCAGCAGUGCCAGGCCUCAAAGCCACUUUGACAUACAAGUGCAACUUCCAGGUCUGUCAUGUGAUGCUAUUUGGCCCAAAAAUACUUUUCCCCAUAGACUUACAUUGGGAAAGAGCUGUUUGUAAAUUAGCAGAUACAUUUUCAUAGUGUCGCAGCCCCUACAAAAUGACUAAUUUUAGUACCGGUAUUUUAUUCAGUUGGUCUAAUAACAUUUCAGCGGUCUAGAAGAGACACGAGUGAAACAUUUUAUCUCCAUUCAAGGUAGCUAAUGUGGAGGUUAGCUGCUCAGCUUGUGUCUAGUUAGCCUGCUCUAUGGGCCCAACAAGUGGAAGAUCAAGCUAAUUUAUCACAUGGAAAUCAAAUUUUUUUGGUUUAAUGCUUGGCAUAAAGACUGUAAAAAGAGCUAGUCUUGCUGUUUUUCCCUCUUUCCGGUCCUUGUGCUAAGCUAAUUGACUGCUUGCUCCAGCUACAUAUUUACCAGAUAAACACAAGAGUAGUAUCAAUAUUCAUAUCUAACUUGCUGCAAAAAAGCAAAUGAGCUUUUCCAAUUUUUAAAAGGUUCUAUUUUGUAGAGUGAUAAUCUCGAAGAUUUCCAUUUUGAUAAAUUUUAAGUCACUGUAACUCAGUGAGGUAGCACAAUGGUGAUUGAGCCUAUGGCCUACAGAUUAAAGCCCUCACAUUUGCAGUUUUACGAACAGGGAGUGGAGGGCGACAUUCCCGAAAAAAAAUCAGAAGCACCGCAACAUCAUUAAUAAUCUGCUCUCAUACACACCGAAAAAUUCAUACAUGCACACACACACACACACCCACACCGUCUUUGCUGUAGUAACCCUUUCGUCUUAUCAGCUGCAGGGACCAUAAAAAACGUAAUGUCCCACACUGCUUUCAAAACUUAAGGUCAGAAUCUCCAUCCAAAAAAAACAACAACCCAGACACACAAUUAAAGCUCUGUCAAGAGCAUGCUAAACCAGCAGGUUGCGAUAUAACCCUAACCUUAAAGCCAUGAUGGCCACCCAGAAGCUUGAAAAAGAGCUAUUACUAUAAGGCUACUUGGAGCAGUGACUUCUAUGCCGCACUCUAACAUCUCGCUUCCUCAAUAUAGGGGAAGAGUAUCUGUGCAUUUAUGUGUAAACAAGUCAAAAGUCCUGUUAGCAAGGGUAGAACCAGCACUAUUUUGGCCAUGUUCACCAUUGCAAGAAAUGUCGCCUCAUUUGUGAUGCCUCACUGGUGCACACUCCAACGUCUUAUGCCAAAAACUCCUUUCUGUCAGCACGUCAAUGCAGAAAAUAAAGUUUCUGAACAUUUUACAAAAAGUCAAUUUUCAGUGAUCCAAAACGCAGUUUGCUUUUGGAUGAAAGGCUGAAAUGCACAGAAAAAAAACGACAUUUUCAAAUACACUUGUUUAAGUGUGGACUAAAUCUUAGUCUGCCAACAAACACACUGCAAUUACCAUUUAUCGCCAUAAGCGCCACCAAAGAGGACUAAAAAGGAGAUCUUCAAGAUUGUAGCUUUUACAUUUACAUUUUCACAUAAUUGUGACUGACCUGUUGGUCUAUGUAGUAAACUCUGACCGCAGCUGUGAGGGAAGUUCUUUAUCAGAAGGUUUCAUUAAUUCCAACUCAAAUUUUUUUACCACUGAUUAAGUCCGUGCAAAGUAAACAAUGACAUGUGGACGUUUUUUUGGCUCCACCUCUCGUAAUUUUGUAGAGAAUUUAUAAGUUUCAUGUCAUAUCUGUAACUCUGCAGUUCACCAGAGUGAUGAAUCUCACAAUUUUAGUACAAACCUGCAGUCUACAAAGAAAGCACACUUGAGUUUGUUUGAUUUUGCAGUGUGAAGACGUCCGGUGAGGCGAGCAGUGAGGGGAUUUUUGUUAUGCCAAUGCUGAGGAAUAUUUUACUUUCUCAAAGCUGUUUGCCAGAGGUGCGAUUCGACUCCGGUGUCAGCUAACUGUAUAUUUGCAUUUAUAUAUCUGGAUGAGUGUCUGUUUGUGGCAGAUGGCAUCAGUUAGUCACCUAUAUUCUUGUUUCUUCACCGAUGAGAUGGUGAGUAAUGUAUUCAGUGUAGCAUUUAGAUCUGUGAUGAUGAUCCAUUCCUAUGUUUGAGAGAAGAUAUGUAUUUAUUUCUGUACUGAGAAAAUAUAAUUUAUUUUCAAAAGAUAAUUUUAAAGAAUAGAGUUUUAGAUGAGUGGCUUUCAUUCCUGAUUAGAAAGGAGGUCUCUCCUUCUUAGCUGUCUAAGAUGAAAAGUGUGAGUCAUUUGCAAUAGUAUUUCUGUGACUGAUCGCUCGCCCAAUACAAGCCUGUUAAAUGUCGUGUUGAGAUGUCAAAGUCCUCCGCGUAGACUCGAGGACACAUUUAGAAGGAUCUCAGAUACAGUUUGAAGGAGACCUGCUAACAUGUGACCAGAGAUGCUUAACCUGCAGGACCAAAACGUACCUUGGCCUCUCCCAGCUUCCUGUCAUUCUCCUGUCACUUCUCCUCGGAUGAUAAAGCUUUGCCUCUUCACCUUUAAAUGCCGAAUGCUACGAUGAUUUAAACCUACCUUGCCAUUAGCCUGUGCCCUUGAUCUUGCUGCCUUAUAGAACAUUCCCAGCCUUUCAUUUAAAAAUGUGUACCGAUAUCAGCCUGGGGGGAACGAAGCUUCUUAGUGUGCCGAUCUUGAUUCCUAGACGCUUGAGAUGCAUCUCAGGUCCAUCGCUUUCAUGUGAUCUGAAAGGCAAAAGUGAUUCUUGAUCAAUGCUUUUAUUUUGACAAAAGUCUGAGUCAAAUUCAAAGUGAUCUGUCAAAGAUCUGUGGCUGUUAAAGGAGCAGUUCAACAUUUAAGGAAAUACACUUAUUUGUUUUCUUGUGGAGGGUUAAAUUUUAAGAUCACUACCAUCACCAUCACACCUGUACGCCAGAUUAUGAAGCUGCAGUCAGCACCUAGCUAAGCGUAGCUUUAAGACUGCAGGGGGGAGCAGGCGGUCUCUGUCUGAGAGGCCAACAAGACCAGCACCUCUAAAGCUGACUGAUAAAUAUGUCUGUAAAAAUCAC